Naegleria gruberi is the source of this 891-nucleotide messenger RNA. RefSeq lists its product as uncharacterized. The transcript is spliced from 2 exons. Lineage: Eukaryota; Heterolobosea; Eutetramitea; Acrasida; Naegleriidae. The record is from RefSeq and is a predicted model, not a curated record. Gene Ontology annotation, molecular function: protein binding. Bases 1 to 891 code for a protein of 296 amino acids.
AUGACUGCUGGCACCGCCUCUCUAUUGUCGUUCCUAUUUCUAUUUGUGAUUUGCUGUUCUCUAAUUCACCAAUUGAGCGCACUUUCUUUUAACAAUAUUUCAACAAUUGUUGGAGGAGGAAGUUUUAUUGGUGAUGGGUUGAUUUCAACCAAUGCCUUGUUGAACUAUCCAUCUGGUAUGGCCAUGUAUAAUGGUGAUUUAUUAAUUGCUGAUUCGUUUAAUCACAGAAUUCGAAAGGUUUCGUUUUCAAGUAGUGGCGUUAUUUCAACAAUUGCUGGUAUUGGUUCUUCAUCAUUUAGUGGUGAUGGCGGUUUGGCAAUUAAUGCAGAGUUGAAUUUUCCAAGUGGUGUUGCUGUUCAUUCUAAUGGUGAUGUCUAUAUUGCAGAUAAGUCUAAUCAUGUUAUUAGAAAGGUUUCGGCUCUCAAUGGAAAGAUCACAACAAUUGCUGGAAUUGCAGGUGAAACUGAAUUGAACAAGUACAGUAACUCAUUAGCAACAAAUACCACACUUAAUUCUCCACAAUAUCUUGCCGUCAAUUCUUCAACUGCAGAAGUCAUCAUUUCAGAUACAAAUAACAAUGUUAUUCGAAAGGUCUAUCUUAAUGGAACUAUUGUAACAAUUGCUGGAGUUUAUGGAAGUUCUGGAUACUCUGGUGAUAAUGGAAAUGCAGUUUCAGCCAAACUCUUCAAUCCAAAGGGAAUAAUCAUCAACUCAAUUGGUGAAAUUAUUUUUGCUGAUUCUAGAAAUCACAGAAUUAGAAAGAUUUCUAAAAAUGGAAAGAUUACAACAAUUGCAGGAACUGGAACUGCAGGAUUGAGUGGGGAUGGUGGUUUGGCUACAAGUGCCAAAUUGAAUUAUCCAAAUAGUGUUGCAUUGGAGUUUGACCUUUAA